UAUUCUGGGUGUAUAGAAUCUUUUGUCACAGUGCAAGUAGAGUAUUAAUUUACCAGAACCCUUUAAAAUGUUAACAAUAAAAAGGGCUUAAAGAAACAUGUGACGUAUAAUCUGGAAAUUGUAUGAUCAAGGAGAGAAUUUAUCAAAGUUUUAAGAGGAACUGGUUGAGUGCAUAGAUUAAAAACUGUUGGUUAGAAAGUCUGGAACUGGCAGCCGGAUUGCAAAGCCAGUCAAGCCCUUCAGGAGUAAAGUUAGGAAACCCUUCUACAGAAACGGCUCUGAAUUUUCUUUUGUAAACAGCAAAUGAUGUGAAAUCUGUCUUUGUUAACCAGUCAUAUUAAAAGAUAUUGAGAGGGAGAAGUGGCCUUGGAAGCAUGAAGAGACGGCGAUACAUUAAGUUGAUGGUGGUGUUGCUGAUGUUUCUAGCCAUAUUCUUCUAUUACAUAUUUAAUUAUAAAUACAGUGGUGGUGUUCACGGUAGGAAUGUCACCUUGAUUCUGCAGUUUACUGGAGUGAAGAAAAAGGAGGUCAUUCCAACUAAACGUGAAAACAGGAACCCAUUCUUGUGUCCUUCAGACAUCAGCUACAAAAGUUGGCCUACUACUAGGAUGACCAUGCCAGAAACCCUGCCAUUUGGUACAUUGAGCACAGAAAGAUAUUUCCAAGCAGCUCUUAAUAACUUGCAGCACUGCGAUCUUCCAGAUCAACUGAAGAACUUAUCUUGUCUGCGGUGCAUUGUUAUUGGCAAUGGAGGAGUGCUUCGAAAUAGGACCCUGGGGAAAAAAAUCAACUCCUAUGAUGUUGUCAUCAGAUUAAACAAUGGUCCUGUGAUUGGAUACGAAAAUGAUGUUGGGAAUAAAACAACAUUUAGGUUCUGUUACCCAGAAUCUAUUUUUAAUGACCACAGCCAGCAUGAUGCCAACACAACAAUGGUUUUCGUUCCCUUUAAGGCUGUAGAUUUGCGAUGGUUAAAAGAAGUGCUUUUAAAGAAGAAAGUGUCCUUGCGUGGCUUCUGGAAAAAACCACCCAUGGAACUUACUUACAAGAAUACUCAAAUUAGGAUACUAAACCCUUCUGUUGUCCAGAAAGCAGCUUUCAAAUUACUGAAUCUUCCGAAAGUAUUUCCAGGGCCAAAGCCACCUCAAUAUCCAACAACUGGGAUCAUUGCAAUAUCGAUGGCACUUACCAUGUGUGAUGAAGUUCACAUAGCUGGCUUCAAAUAUGAUAAUAAGAAUCCUAAUAGUACUUUGCAUUAUUAUGGCAAUGAAACCAUGUCAGCCAUGAGAAAGAUGCUGUAUCAUAAUGUUACUGCUGAACAAAAACUUUUGAAUGAGUUGAAAUCAUCCAAUAGAAUUUUUGAUUUGAUUGGAAAUUUUUGAAAAGAAGUUUGACAUUGAUCUUUACAAAACCACUAUGGAACCAAUAUUGGUGGACCACAACCUCUCAUGUUGUCUUGAGCUUCCUUCACCUGUACUGGGAACACACUGCACUGAUUUUUGGACCACAAAAAUUUUGGCACAGAAGACUGGAACAAUGCCAUGUGGAAAAGUGGGAGCUGCAGAUUCUCUGAGGUAUUGAAGCUGCACUCCAGCACUCGGCAACAAACGAUGUAAGAAGGUUUAUUUGCUGACAAGAAUUGUCAUGGUUGAAACAGGAUUUUUACUAUUAAAACCACUUUUUAAAAAGAUUUGGUUCAUCAUGAUAUUGCCUUUGUUUCUGUAAAUGAAAGAAAAAUGUUUUUUUGUGAUUGCUGAUUAUGUCAAGUUGGUUAGUGGUAUAAUGAAAGUGAAUUUGCACAGGACAGAUGCACUAUUUAUUUCUUUUAUUAUUCCAAGCAAAAUUCUUGAGCAUUGUACCUCAGUGAUGAUUCUGACAGCUAACUUGAAGAGUAAUAAAUUAAUGUCAAAUUAAUUUUAUAAAAGAUUUUUAAUUGGGAUAAAAUGAUGAAACUAUUUCAAAUAAAAAUAUUUGAAAUUCCCUGAAGGGAAAUUAUCUUUUGACAAUUUACAUUUAAACUUUACAAGGCUGAGGGAUACAUAAUGUUCAUUCAAGUUUCUCUUUGCUGUUGCAAGCUGCAUAUGAGUUGUUUUUUUUUCAUUCUUGGCAUAGUUCUGUAACUUGUUUAUCAAGAUGGCUGUAAAUACACUGAAUUUUUGUAGCCUGGCUUGCUAAUUAUUUCCAGCAAUUUCUGUCUUUAAAUUGGAAACGUUAAUCCACUUGUCCAUUUCAUUCUGUACAAAAGGCAUGUUUCAACAAAGAUGGAGAGUUGUGCAGAAUUUAUACACAGUGUAAGCUACAUGGGGCAUACAGUGUCAUGGGCAUACAGUGUCAUACGCAUACCCAAAACUGGAGUCCUGAAAUAGAAAUUCUAUUCCAAGCUCUCUCAUUGGAGAAUGUAACCAGGUGGAUAGAAGAAAAGAUUCAAGGACAUGCUCAAAAUUCUUGAGGAUCUCUGGCUCAUGACUACUUGAAGUGGAGACAGAGCAUCCAGGAUGAUAAAGAACCACAAGGCCAUACUAACAAAAGCAUGCAGAUUCCCUAUUUACUCAUAUAACUGCUCUAUGAGCCACCACAGGCCCUAAUUGCUUGAUUCUGCAGUUCCUUCAUGAGCAGUUUCAAAACCCACAAAAUACAAAUAUUCAACUUCAUGUGACGUGUAAAACAAUAUUGAAUAAUUAUGUCCCCUUUUAUUAGUUUCCUCUUCAAUCAAGCCAUAUCUUCAUGCAUUAUGUUGUAUGGUUUCUUGACAACCUGUCAAACUGGCCACUUCCUCUGCAGUUUGAGAAUAAAGUUUUCACUUUAGAAAAUGAAAAUCUCCCACCACUGUGAUCUAUGUCGGUUACAUUGUGAGAUACUCUUUACAAUCUGCUAAUUAAGAAAUGAAUCCAAGCCAUGCUACACCAGUGAA
This is a messenger RNA of Pristis pectinata (smalltooth sawfish), 2908 nucleotides long. RefSeq names its product type 2 lactosamine alpha-2,3-sialyltransferase-like. The coding region runs from base 375 to 1379 and encodes 334 amino acids. Gene Ontology annotation, molecular function: beta-galactoside alpha-2,3-sialyltransferase activity. The record is from RefSeq and is a predicted model, not a curated record. NCBI's taxonomy places the organism in Eukaryota, Metazoa, Chordata, Chondrichthyes, Rhinopristiformes, Pristidae. The transcript is spliced from 10 exons. Gene Ontology annotation, biological process: glycolipid biosynthetic process.